This is a messenger RNA of Brachypodium distachyon (stiff brome), 1964 nucleotides long. RefSeq lists its product as uncharacterized. The record is from RefSeq and is a predicted model, not a curated record. Bases 240 to 1712 code for a protein of 490 amino acids. The transcript is spliced from 16 exons. Lineage: Eukaryota; Viridiplantae; Streptophyta; Magnoliopsida; Poales; Poaceae.
UUCGCAGUAGUCCCGCCGGCCGCCGGAGAAAGAAGACUGUUGGAUCUGUAAACUGCAAAUGCGUUUCUUUCCACGCCGGCCAUAAUUAAUCCAACGCGUUGCGCCGAGCCGUUCCAAUUCGUGUCGUCGUCUUCCUCGCCAAUCCGCGAAUCCCCUGUUCCUCCUGCGCUGCGCCGCAGGAAGAAUCCACGCCGGAGACGACGUGGCGGCGUUGGUGGGGGUAGCUAGACAAGAAGGCAAUGCCGGCGGCGGCGGCGGCGGAGGCGAAGAUGGGGAGGGACAAGGAAGUGGUGCGGCUGGAGCGCGAGUCGGUGAUCCCCGUCAUGAAGCCCAAGCUCAUCAUGAAGCUCGCCUAUCUCAUUGAACGCGAGUCCGACAGGGAAGAAUUCUUGAAGCUCUGCAAGAGGGUGGAGUACACCAUUAGAGCUUGGUACCAUCUCCAGUUUGAUGAUAUGAUGGAACUGUUUGCUCUCUUCGACCCUGUGCAUGGUGCCAAAAAGCUGCAGCAGCAGAACUUUUCUUCUGAUGAAGUUGAUAUACUAGAGCAGAACUUCCUGACCUAUUUCUUUCAGGUGAUGCAAAAAAGCAAUUUCAACAUAGUAUCUGAUGAUGAGGUCGAACUUGCUCAUUCUGGACAAUAUCUAUUGAAUCUGCCAAUAAAAGUUGAUGAAGCAAAGUUGGAUAACAAACUUUUGACAAAGUAUUUUAAGGAGCACCAUCAUGACAAUCUACCAGAGUUCUCGGACAAGUAUGUCAUAUUUCGAAGGGGCAUAGGACUGGACCGCACUAGCGAUUUUUUCUUCAUGGAGAAAGUGGAUAUGAUCAUCACUCGUACAUGGCGAUGGCUCCUAGAGAAAACGAGACUGCAAAAGCUUUUCUUGAGAAAGAAAAAGGACAGACCAGUGAUAGAGUCCAAGAAGGAUGAUGAUCUAGUUGGUGAAGAAGACAAAGAGCUAUAUGUUGAGCGUAUACGGAUGGAAACAAUGAAGUUGAGCCUGCGGAACUUAAUUGGCAAGAUCACAAUCCAAGAGCCUACAUUUGAAGAGGUGAUUGUCUUGUACAGGAAGAAAAGUCCGAAGGGCCAGGAUGAUAGAGCAAUUCAUGUAAAGCACUUCAAAAAUAUUCCGAUGGCAGAUAUGGAGUUGGUUCUGCCCGAGAAGAAAAACCCGAGCCUCACACCAAUGGACUGGGUCCAAUUCAUUGUUUCUGUUGUUAUUGGACUUGUUACACUCAUUGGUUCACUUGAAAUGCCUAAAGCUGAUUUCUGGGUUGUGAUUGCCAUCCUUUCUGCUCUGGCUGGAUAUUGCGCUAAGAUCUAUUUUUCGUUUCAACAGAACAUGGCAACCUAUCAAAACCUGAUCACCCAAUCAAUGUAUGACAAACAACUAGAUAGUGGGAAAGGCACACUUCUGCACCUCUGUGAUGAUGUGAUUCAGCAGGAAGUCAAGGAGGUCAUAAUUUCCUAUUAUAUAUUAAUGGAAAAUGGAAAGGCUACUAUCGAGGAUCUUGAUUUGCAAUGUGAAGAGCUAAUCCAGGAAGAGUUUGGUUUGCAAUGCAACUUUGAAGUGAUUGAUGCUCUUCAAAAGUUAGAGAGACUUGGUAUUGUUACAAGAGAUUCUAUUGGAAGGAUCUGUUGUCUUCCUCUAAAGCGAUCCAAUGAAAUCAUUGGUGCUACUACUGAGGAGCUCGUUAUGAAAGCCAGACAAAGCUAGUAAAAGUAAAUGUCAAUGUGAACCAGGGGGUAAAAGUACAUCCUAGCGGAAGCCGAAUAGUUCUACUGUGAAAGUUGAGGAGAGAUGUGGCUCCGAUUUAAGUUUCUGCUGUAUUAUGUAAUGUUUAAGGUGUGCUGCAAGAAUGUAAAUCUCCUAGAACAAAUGUGAAGUUAUGUUCAAGAACUGCUGUAUUAUUUGCUGGUUGAUACAGUUAAUGAAGAAAAACAAUCCAUUCCUUGGGUUUGCUGGAUU